GAGAGCGCAGAUGUCAUGAGAAGCGCGAGCACACGACGCGAGCUGCUCACCGACCUCAACCAGCCCGCCUCCCUACGCUCCGCUCUGGGAUGCUUUUAGCGCACAGACGUCUCCUCUCAGGGCAGCCCGUGGACGCGCAACGACGCCUGCACUUUUCAUUUUAAUAUACAUUUUUAAAUUGAAGGAUCAUUCCCCUCUUCCGAUACCAACAACAACCCCCUCCCCUUUUAAGUGUUUAUGUUUAUUUCUUCAUGACUGCUGUUUUGGGAAGCGACUCUCAGCACCAGCUCCAGCGACGCCAACACCAUGCGAGCCCAAAUCGAAGUCAUACCAUGCAAAAUCUGCGGAGACAAAUCAUCAGGCAUUCACUACGGGGUUAUCACAUGUGAAGGAUGCAAGGGGUUCUUCAGACGUAGUCAGCAGAAUAACGCAUCGUACUCCUGCCCUCGCCAGCGAAACUGCCUCAUUGACAGAACCAACCGAAACCGCUGCCAACACUGCCGCCUGCAAAAAUGUCUUGCCCUAGGAAUGUCUAGAGAUGCUGUAAAAUUUGGUCGUAUGUCCAAAAAGCAGCGUGACAGCCUGUAUGCAGAGGUUCAGAAGCACCAGGCACGACUUCAGGAGCAGCGGCAGCAGCAGACUGGGGAGGCUGAAGCUCUCGCACGCGUUUACUCUACCAGUCUAACCAAUGGACUGUCCACCCUCAACCAUGAGAUUGGGGGCACAUACGCUAAUGGUCAUGUCAUAGAACUGCCCAAGAGUGGCCAUGGAAAUGGGGGUGUCCCGGGAUACUACAGCAUUGACUCCACCCAGCCCUCGCCCGACCAAUCAGGGCUGGACAUGUCCGGCAUGAAGCACAUUAAACAGGAGCCAGUGUAUGACCUUACGCCUGUCCCAAACCUGUUUAGCUACGGAGGAUACCAGGAGAGUCAACUGGGACCUAAUAACGUCAGCAUGGGAGAGCUAGACCGCAUUGCUCAGAAUAUCAUAAAAUCCCACUUGGAGACAUGUCAAUACACGUCAGAUGAGCUGCAGCAGUUGGCGUGGCAGACACACUCCUACGAAGAAGUCAAGAUGUACCAGAGCAAGCCUCGGGAUGUACUGUGGCAGCAGUGUGCCAUCCAAAUCACCCAUGCGAUUCAGUAUGUAGUGGAGUUCGCCAAGCGCAUCUCAGGGUUCAUGGAACUGUGCCAGAAUGAUCAAAUCCUACUUCUAAAGUCAGGUUGUUUGGAGGUGGUUCUGGUCAGGAUGUGCAGAGCGUUCAAUCCUCUUAACAACACUGUCCUGUUUGAAGGGAAGUACGGUGGGAUGCAGAUGUUCAAAGCACUAGGUUGUGACGACUUAGUGAGUGCGGUGUUUGACUUUGCCAAGAGUUUGUGCUCACUGCAGCUCACUGAGGAGGAGAUCGCUCUGUUUUCAGCUGCUGUACUCAUUUCCACAGAUCGGUCGUGGCUGAUGGAGCCAAGGAAAGUUCAGAAGCUACAAGAAAAAAUAUAUUUUGCUUUGCAGCACAUAAUGCAGAAGAACCACAUGGACGAAGACGCAUUGGCAAAGCUGAUCAGCCGUGUCCCGACACUGUCCGCCCUGUGCACACUCCACACAGAGGAACUGCAGGCCUUUCAGCAGCUCCACCCCGAGACCGUCAAUGUCCUGUUCCCUCCUCUUUACAAAGAACUGUUCAACCCGGACCCAAACUCCACCAUGACCAUGCCCAAGUGACUACCUGCGGCCCCACUGCGACACAUGCUGCCAGCAGAGGGCCACCAAGAGCAACAAUACAAGAACAAGACUACUGCCACCUCAGGCAAGACAAUGAACAAUGAGUGGCAUAUUUUAGAAGGGGGAGAGGAGGAGACACCACCUGCCAGAGACUUACCGCCAACUACUAUAGGAAUGUCCAGCACUUACUCCAUCUUGUUCACCGAUACAGUCUAAAGAAUGUAUAUAUAAUGAAGUUAAUGAAUCAGUGCUCCCAAGCCACACAAUACAAAAUACAAGGGGGGGCUGUCUCAUGAACUGAACUGACCAGAAAUGUACAGACUUAUAAAAAAAAUCUAGGAACAAUUUUAAGCUUAAUGAAAAAAUUGGUAAGUUAAUUUCUUUUAACUUUGAAAAAAAUCUUUAUGCUUGAUUUUGUUUUGGAAGGAAGAAGCCGGACUGGGAAGGGAUUUAGAAAAAGCGACUGUAGAUAUAUUCUUCUAGAGCAGAGUGGAUUCCAGUAUUACUUCUGUUAAAAAUAACUUAGUCCUAAUUUAAAUAUACAGCUGUCAGUUGUGGCUGGCGAUAUUAUGUCGAUGUGUUUUAUUUUAUUUUAUAGUUACUUGUGUACAGAAUUUGUAAAGACUUGUAAAAGAAUACUGGGUUAAAACCGGGAAUUGAUUCAGGUUUGUUGAUAUAUAGAGAAGCCUUGUCUGGAUUUUGUUCAUUAUGUAAUGAAGGUACUUCAACCUUCAAAUAAGAACUUAUAGACUUGUAAAGAGAGAAAAUAUGAAGGAUUUUUAAAAAUGACUUUUCAAGAUAUAUACAGAAAUAUUCUAUUUUGCAAAAGAAGUGGCACCGUAUCAAUCUUAUUCACGCUGCAAUAAUGCUGGUACAAGCAGGACUGCUUUGGAACAAUCAUCAAAACAAUCAUCAAACCAGGCACAAAACAGGACCUCAGUUAACAAUAUUUCAGAUAACCCUCAUCCAACAGACAAACCAGGCAAAAUAUAGCCUAUAAACAGUUUGUGAAAUUAAAAAAUUUCAGUUUUUAUUACCUUAAUGACUUUUUUCACUUUUGCACAAUUUUGUCCUUGGAUGUCAAUCACUCCGGGCUUUGAAAAUGAAGGACCCUUUUAUUUCUACAAAGCAAUAACUUUUCUCUCUGCCUUUCUGAUCUUCUACCCUCCUCCUUCUUCAAGUUGUAGCAAUUAUAACAAAAAUGCACUAUCUCCUAACUCCACCAAUGAUCUCUUUAAAAGAGCAUUCAUGUUAUUUUUUAUUAUUUGAUCUUGGGUUCGGACACAACCCACCAAGCGCUUUUUUCAAAAUGUGAAGACCAGCUGUCAAAAGCUGGCUGCAAUAUUACAUGUCCAUUUAACAAACUGUGAGACAAGACAAUCACCAUUGCGCGCUGUAGAAUUCCUCCCAUGAUAGCACUUAUUACAUCAUUUCAAAUGUUUUUUCUACUUCAUCUUAUGCAUUGCUUUUGCCCACUGUGUAAUUUGCUGCUAAAGGAAGGUUGAUUGAUUCUAUCUAAUCAUCUCUAAUCCAAUUUUUGGGUAUGUGCUGCAUUCAGCCACUAUGCUUGCUCAGUUGGCAUUGCUUUUGAAAUGUAAUAUACUGUAUUCAAAGGCAUUGCUCAAAAAUGUUACAAAAUUACUCCCUGUGUAGAAUAAUAUAUUUUGUUGUCACUAUUUCUUGAAUAGCACAAUUUUGAUCUAAAUCUUUUCAGGGACUGGGCUAUCAUGUUUCAGUUAUAUGUAUUGCACUGGGGCCAAACAUUAACUUGCUUUGAAAAUAUGCAACUUGGUUUUUUUUAGGUUUUUUUUUUUUUUUUUCCUUUAACGCUAUUACAAUCACAGUUUACCAUUUACAGACAUUAAAUCUAAUCUUAGUUUGACCUUUCACCCCAGAUCAGAGGCCAGUGACCCUUAAAGACAAUCACUUGCUCAUAAAAAAAGCUUGAUGCACUACACAGCAUCUCUCAGGGAGCAGCUCUUUUUCACACUUUGCAUGAAAAGAGGGUUAAAUAUUUUUGCAAAUUUACAUGGAAAAAUUAUUAUAAAUGAAGUAAUUUUUGUGAAAAAUAUGGCGUACAGCACCAACAUUGGAAUAUGCCCAGACAAGGCUUUGACAAGUGUGUGUGUAUGUCUGUAGCGAGCCUGAAUUCACUGUCUGCUUAUUAUUUAUCAUUGGCUCAUAGCGCAGAUAUAAUGACCAUAAAAUAGCCCACAUUUGUCAACACUAGUUCAACAUGUACUGUGUAUUUUGCUGCUCUCGGGACAAUAGGAGGCAUCCAAUAGUAAGCUGUGAAUCAUAACAUGAAGACAGUGAAUUCUCGCUCCGAAUAUGAUGUUUUUGUGUAUGUUUUUUUUCUUGUUAGACUGUGAAUCAAAGGGGUGGGAUGGGGUUGAGAGACAGGAAGUGCUGGCAACAAGUGGCAACAUAACACUGUAAGUAAGAUACUGUAGCAAUAAGAAAUGGAGGCAUUUACUACUGUCAUGUUUGCAUUGUAAGAUUAUUUUUUAUUUUAUUACUAUUUACUAUUAUUAUUGUUCUUAUUAUGACUACUAUUCUUCUAUUACUAUUAGCCUAUUGUUGUUCUGUUCUAUUUGCAUGAAGUUUCAUUGCUAUAAAACAUUUGGGGCUUAUUUGUGAUUUCUCUUCUCAUGAUAAUGGAGAGGAUGGGCUUACUGACAGGGUGGGCCACGGGUUUAGGGCCAUUUCCAGAUCGAUUCAGUCAGUUCAAAGCAAACAUUUUUUUCACGAGCUGGAAGCUGAACCUUUUUUUUUAAUAAAACGCUCCUAUUUAUACACAAUUUCAAAUUUCUUUCUGAAUUUCAAUGGUGAAUUUUCUCCUGAAACCUUUGAAUGUGUGAGUUGUGAUUUGCCCUGUCUGAACUGGCCUUAUUGAACCAGUUUCUAGACCCAGAUCCUUCAGCGGGGAGGGGUCGUUUAUAUUUGAAUGUUUGAAGAAGUAUUGCUUCAUUGUGAUGGCUGUAUGCAGUCAUGCCUUUACGUUUCCAUAAACACAGAAAAACAAAGCGCACAAUAAAGACAGUCAUUGAUACAUCCUGUCACUCCAAACACACAUUUCCAUACUCUUUACAAUACUUUUUUCCCUCACUACUCCACCCAGGUCAUUCUCUUCCCUGCCCUGAGAAAACGUGUGAAUGGGUGUGUGAGAUGAUGUAUGAUUUUACCAGUGCUUUGUGACCUUUCUAUAAGCAUUACACAGGCGUGCAACUGGAGUAGUGUUGAUAAGUGUUAAGUUAUUGUUUCGAAUGUCUUUGCAUCGAAGCGAGAGCAAAUAAAACAAAAUGUAGCAAUCUGUAACAAGAACCUAUGAGGUGCUAAGGUUACAGAAGAUCUUUUACACAUAAACAAAAGAAACAAUAAAAAACAAAACAUUUGUGUUGUUUUCAAAGUGCCAUAGUUUUAGAGGAAAGGAAAGAUUGGUCAAAAGGAGGGUGUAGAUGCUUUACUGUGUGCAUUUACUUGAAAAUCAAAAAAGGGGAGCUCCAAGAAAAUGGUGUAUUGGAAAUACACUUAUCAUUUUUUUUACAUUUUCAUUGAAGGGACUCUGCUGGACUCUGAACUAUAACUCUCUAAAAAUAACUUCAUAACUGUUUAAUUUUGCAUCAAAUUAAGUGUGUUUGUGUGCGUGAUGUAGGAGUCAAAACGAUCCAGAUUUAAAUAAGAAAAAAGCUGGGUCAAAGUCCUCCUUUGAGAUAAAAAUACAAUGUGAAGAUCUGAAGUGAUUUUUGUUAAAUUCUAUAUUUUAUCGCUUUUGUAGACAUUUUGUUGUGGGAAGAAAAAAUAAAAACUUUUAUGGGUG
Periophthalmus magnuspinnatus is the source of this 5539-nucleotide messenger RNA. RefSeq names its product RAR-related orphan receptor B (gene rorb). Bases 307 to 1719 code for a protein of 470 amino acids. Gene Ontology annotation, biological process: regulation of transcription by RNA polymerase II. The record is from RefSeq and is a predicted model, not a curated record. The transcript is spliced from 10 exons. Gene Ontology annotation, cellular component: nucleus. Gene Ontology annotation, molecular function: nuclear receptor activity; zinc ion binding; RNA polymerase II cis-regulatory region sequence-specific DNA binding. NCBI's taxonomy places the organism in Eukaryota, Metazoa, Chordata, Actinopteri, Gobiiformes, Gobiidae.